Messenger RNA from Phodopus roborovskii (desert hamster), 1819 nucleotides. It is a transcript of the gene Gabarapl1, whose product is annotated as GABA type A receptor associated protein like 1. Bases 269 to 691 code for a protein of 140 amino acids. NCBI's taxonomy places the organism in Eukaryota, Metazoa, Chordata, Mammalia, Rodentia, Cricetidae. The transcript is spliced from 5 exons. Gene Ontology annotation, cellular component: autophagosome; autophagosome membrane; cytosol. The record is from RefSeq and is a predicted model, not a curated record. Gene Ontology annotation, biological process: macroautophagy; cellular response to nitrogen starvation; autophagosome assembly. Gene Ontology annotation, molecular function: GABA receptor binding; ubiquitin protein ligase binding.
CAACACCGCCCUGGUGUUUUUGUGUUCCCAGUUCUUGGGAAAAGCCACCCGGUUUCUUUACCUGGUGGUCCUUUACCUUCGGGCCCGGAGAUCUCCAGGUCCUUCUCUGAACGUUUGGCCACGUAGUGCGGCGACGGGCGCGUGGGAGCUGACGCCGGUGGAGCGAUUGUGAUAAGGUUGACAUUGACCGGGGUGGCCAGACACAAGGCGCAGUCACCAACGCGCGCAGCAGGCCCCGUCAGGGGAGCCCCCAAGCCUGCGGUCCAUCAUGAAGUUCCAGUAUAAAGAGGACCAUCCCUUCGAAUAUCGGAAAAAGGAAGGUGAAAAGAUUAGGAAGAAAUACCCGGACCGGGUGCCGGUCAUCGUGGAGAAGGCUCCUAAAGCCAGGGUCCCCGAUCUGGACAAGAGGAAGUACCUUGUCCCCUCUGACCUCACUGUUGGCCAAUUCUACUUCUUAAUCCGGAAGAGGAUCCACCUGAGACCUGAGGACGCCUUAUUCUUCUUUGUCAACAACACUAUCCCUCCCACGAGUGCUACCAUGGGCCAGCUGUAUGAGAACAAGCCUAAGACCAUGAAGAGUUCCCAUUAUCUGAGGACAGUGAAUGAGUCUGAUUGUAAAGUUAAGGACAACCACGAGGAAGACUAUUUUCUGUAUGUGGCCUACAGUGAUGAAAGUGUCUAUGGGAAAUGAGGCAGAAGCCCAGCAGAUGGCAGCACCUGGACUUGGGGGUAGGGGUGGGGUGCUCGUGGGACUUGGGGAACCAGAGGGAGGGCUCCCAACCAUGGAGGAGACGCAAGGUGAAGACAUCGGAAAACAUCACACCGCACACACUGUCGUCUUUUUUUCACAAGCUCAGUUGUUAGUUUUCUCUGCUUCCUCAGCCCAGGAAGAACUUGUGUUGGAUUGGCUGUGAGAGCGGGAUCAGGACGGCAUUACUCGCAGCUUUGUUGUGAAUUUUCGUGCAAUUUCAUCAGACGGUUGGGAGGAGGGCAGGUGGCCGCUAGAAAAGAAUAUUUGAUUUUUGGCAUUUGCACAAGCCACAUAGGGAAAGGGGGAAAUGCUUUAGGAGCUGUAGGGGACCAUACCUAAAGGACCAAAAAAUACCCACUGUCAUUGAAGCAUUGUGACCCCUGACCUCUGUCUCCAAUUCCUCCCUCUCCUGGUCCUUUUCUUCCACACGGGUGCCUCACAGCAUCGCCCCAGUUGUGGAAGUGGUCAUUCGGACAGAUGUUUAGAUGGAGUCCUCUUGAGAAAUGGGGUUGUGUGGGAGUGUGGUUAUGAUCGCCAGUAGUUUAGAUGGCAUUAAACGGGAUGCUCCUCAUCCCUUAAAUACCUUAGAAUUUCAUGAGCCUUGGAAUGAGUCCUCUAGCAUUUCCUUCAGCCUUCUCAUGAACAGGGACAGAGUGUCUACAUACGGAGGGUCCGGAUUGCAAGGUAAGCUAGAUUACACACCUGCCGCCUAUCUUCUCCCCCUCCUCCCCGCCCCCCUGUAGGCUCUUGAGUCUCAUGCACACUGGAAUGCUAAGUGAUUGGCCAGCUGUUUCCCUCCAUGCCAUCUGCUCUUCAGAGAAGAUGGAGUGAGGACUCUGGCGUUUUACGGGGAUUUUACUCAUUCAGUUUCAUUUAGGGGCUAUGUGGGGAGCUGGUGGGAGCAGGAAGUGCAUUCACCCAUUACAUUUCAAUUCAUCUCUACAAAUGAAGGGCGUCCUCCCUGUUGGGAGCAGUCUGUAUGUCUGCUCUGUCAGCUGCAGGUUCUGAUACUUUGAAGUCAAUGCUGUCGGGCCAGGGAAAUAAAACAAUUGCUUACCUUAAAAAAUC